Fragaria vesca subsp. vesca is the source of this 1030-nucleotide messenger RNA. RefSeq lists its product as uncharacterized. The transcript is spliced from 3 exons. The coding region runs from base 106 to 618 and encodes 170 amino acids. Lineage: Eukaryota; Viridiplantae; Streptophyta; Magnoliopsida; Rosales; Rosaceae. Gene Ontology annotation, molecular function: metal ion binding. The record is from RefSeq and is a predicted model, not a curated record.
GAGAGCUGCCUGGUUUUAUUUCUCAUUCUUAGAGCCAAAGCUUCAUCAAGCACUAGUUUUCAUAUAUAACAGACCAAAGCUAUAUAUAUCCGCCUAUUCCGAAACAUGACGAUAGUAGAGAUGCAAGUGCACAUGGACUGUUCUGGCUGUGAGAACAAGAUAAAGAAAGCUCUCAAAAAGAUUAAAGGAGUAGACGAUAUUGAUGUGGAUAUAAACAUGCAGAAGGUGACUGUCAUGGGAUGGGCUAAGCAAGAGAAGGUUUUAAAGGCAGUAAGGAGGACUGGAAGGACAGCUGAGCUUUGGCCUUACCCUUACAACCCUGAAUAUGGACACAACCUUAAUGUUCAGUACUACCAGCAGCAUCAGCCCCGUGAUGGCCACGAACAUCACCACCACCACCACAACCAUCAUGAUCGUGGUGAGCAUCGGAGUAAACACAACAUCACCACCUACAAUUCAAUUCCGAAUUACUCGUCCUAUUCGUACAAUUAUUAUAAGCACGGCUACAGUGGCAUGGAGCACGGCUACUAUCAGCCUCCUCCUUACUCCACCAUGUUUAGUGAGCAGGACACUGCUGUAUUCAGUGAUGACAACCCUAAUUCUUGUUCCAUUAUGUGACAUCAAAGCUCUCUAGUCGAUCUGUGCGUGGCAAAUAGAAAGUGCUAGCCAAAAGACUUGUUAAGGGCUGCACACUCGUACUUUGUUUUGCCUCUUGUAUAUAGUCUUUUGAGGUACUUCUACGAAAUCGUUGGUCAUCGUAACCGUGCAGAAUGCAUCUUUUGAAGCUCUUUCAUGGCAGAAAUUCAACUUGGAACUGUUGUCUAACUUAUAUCUGUCCCUGCUGGUUCUACUGGUUCAUUUCCCUACUUGGUUAUUGUAUAUAUGCAAUUGUUCAUGUGUGUGUACUUCUGAGUGAUCCACAAGCGUUUUUAGUGUGUGCCUCUCAUAAGUCUAUCCAUUAGUUUUGUAAUACGAUGUGAUCAAUAUCUUGUAUAUCAUAAUAUCAUAAUGAAAAUGAAGUGGCUUUUAU